Teleopsis dalmanni is the source of this 580-nucleotide messenger RNA. RefSeq names its product CDGSH iron-sulfur domain-containing protein 3, mitochondrial. The coding region runs from base 71 to 478 and encodes 135 amino acids. Gene Ontology annotation, cellular component: intracellular membrane-bounded organelle. NCBI's taxonomy places the organism in Eukaryota, Metazoa, Arthropoda, Insecta, Diptera, Diopsidae. Gene Ontology annotation, molecular function: 2 iron, 2 sulfur cluster binding. The transcript is spliced from 4 exons. The record is from RefSeq and is a predicted model, not a curated record.
GAAAGUAACACAUGUUUGCUGUCAAAUCAAUUUCAGUGUCUUAGGAAUUAUAUUAUUAAUUUGAAUCAAAAUGUCUAUGUUUCUAAGGAAUUUACGCACACAUUGCUUGAUAAAUAUACGACUUAGCUCAUCGACCAAAGCAACAACAACCAAAAGUAUUCCAAAGAAUUUACUCGAGGAUAAACAUACUGCAACUCAACAAUCAGAAAAUGGAGCAAUUUAUGAUAAAAAACCAUUUAAACUUCACUUAGAAGAGAAUAAAACUUACAGUUGGUGUUUAUGUGGGAAAUCGAAAAGCCAACCUAUUUGUGAUGGUACUCAUAAAAACGAGUUUCUCAAAAUCAAAUUAAGGCCAAUUCGUUUUAAAGUGGAAAAAACUGGAGACUAUUGGCUUUGUAAUUGUAAACAAACCAAACAUCGCCCAUUCUGCGAUGGUACCCAUAAGGAUCCAGAAAUACAAGCUGCUGUUAGAUCUUAAAAAUAGAUACAUUAUCAAUUUUUAGUAGAUGUGAAAGUGUACUACUCAAAUGUGAAUUAUGCUAAUAAAUUUCCGCAAUUACGUGAAAGAUUGCAAAAAUAA